ACCCUGGAUCUAAAUAACAACAUCGACGUUUCCUUGGACUCUUCGUUUGUUUCUUCCACCGGUGGCUCCCACGCUCAGCCUUGCCGUCCGGUGGCCUCUCACCGCUGGAUUCAAACUAUAACAUCAAACUUGAAUCAAUCGUUAAUUUUUUGAUCUGGGUUGUUGGAGAAUUGUAGCAAUUUCGAGUGUCAAUCCGCAAUCGAUUCGAAAAAGUCAAUGGAUGAGGUGAUCACCAUAGCCGAUGCGGCGUACCGCGCUAGUAAGGUUACGGGGACGGCGGCGAUGCCUUCAUCUUCAGUUCCGGUCCUCCCCUACAGUGUUCCGCUGUUAUCAGCAUUCCUUGCCUUCGCUAUUGCGCAAUUCCUCAAGGUCAUCACCACCUGGUAUAAGGAAAAGAGAUGGGAUCCUAAAAAGAUUAUGGGCUCGGGUGGAAUGCCAUCAUCUCAUUCUUCAACUGUUGUGGCACUGGCAGUAUCCAUAGGUCUACAUGAAGGGGUCGAAGCAUCAACUUUCGCGAUUGCUGUUGUCUUGGCUUUUAUUGUUAUGUAUGAUGCGUCUGGAGUCAGACUCCAUGCCGGACGCCAAGCUGAGGUGCUGAACCAGAUUGUCUGUGAAUUUCCUCCGGAGCACCCGUUAUCAACAUCCAGACCUCUGCGUGAUUCUCUUGGGCAUACUCCGUUACAGGUGGUUGCAGGGGCCAUGUUGGGAUGCAUAGUCGCAUUCGGGAUUAAAGUGUCCGGCUAAUUGAUUGCAUUGGCGAAAGGUAGAUGAUGCGAAGCAUUCGGCUACUGGAAUUGUUGUAUUUAUGAUUGUUUACGAUCUAUCAUGUACUUCGAAAGGUGGUUUCCUCGACCUCCUACAACUUCUGUAAAAAAAAUGUCGCUUUUUUUUAAUUGCCAAUUUUACCCUAUAUAAAGUA
Cynara cardunculus var. scolymus (artichoke) is the source of this 919-nucleotide messenger RNA. RefSeq lists its product as uncharacterized. Lineage: Eukaryota; Viridiplantae; Streptophyta; Magnoliopsida; Asterales; Asteraceae. The coding region runs from base 217 to 744 and encodes 175 amino acids. The record is from RefSeq and is a predicted model, not a curated record. The transcript is spliced from 5 exons.